Vicia villosa (hairy vetch) is the source of this 1004-nucleotide messenger RNA. RefSeq names its product vesicle transport protein GOT1-like. Gene Ontology annotation, biological process: endoplasmic reticulum to Golgi vesicle-mediated transport; retrograde transport, endosome to Golgi. The record is from RefSeq and is a predicted model, not a curated record. NCBI's taxonomy places the organism in Eukaryota, Viridiplantae, Streptophyta, Magnoliopsida, Fabales, Fabaceae. The transcript has 7 exons. The coding region runs from base 224 to 646 and encodes 140 amino acids.
CCACAACACGUCUAAAAGUGAACAACUUGAGUGAAACUGAAGUGUGAAAGUUAAAUCCACAUUUUAAUUUUGUAUUUAAAAAAAAAAAAUCAAAAUACUAGCCUCCAUCUCGUCGUUUACCACCACUACUCCCACUUCCGAUCACCGUUUCCGCCGAAUCCCGGCGACACCACGCUCCUAACACCGCGAAGCCAAGGUGCUUGGAAUUUAAAUUGUUGGCAAAAUGCUUUCCUUUGAGAUGAAUGAUCGAAAAAAGAUUGGAUUAGGAUUAACCGGCUUUGGUAUAUUUUUCUCUUUCCUUGGGGUUAUCUUCUUCUUCGACAAGGGACUGCUAGCCAUGGGAAAUAUCUUGUUUGUUUCUGGAGUGUCCUUAACCAUUGGGCUGAAGUCCACUAUGCAAUUCUUCAUGAAACGAAGUAAUUUUAAGGGAACAAUCUCAUUUGGUAUUGGGUUCUUGAUUCUCAUGUUUGGAUGGCCUAUUUUGGGCAUGAUUAUUGAGGCUUAUGGGUUCAUCGUUCUAUUCAGUGGUUUCUGGCCUACGCUGUCUGUUUUUAUACAGAAGGUUCCUGUUCUUGGUUGGUUGGUUCGACUGCCAUUCAUCCGAUCGUUAUUUGACCGGAAUAGAGGUAAACGAAUGCCUGUGUAGUGUGUUACAAGGAAACCAUUGCAAAUAUGUAAGCCAAUGUAAAGAAAAUACUCUCAUAUGGGGAUCUAACAAUGUGAACCGAGAUCAACUUCUGAUGGUAGAAAAUGAUUCAUUUUAUCAUGAUAAUCAUUUAGGGCAAAGGAGAAUUUGGAAGGGAAAAGGUUUUUCACAGUUUUAACUUUGCUACUUGUUUAGCUAAUGCUUAGUGGAAAAUCAAUUGAUCUUGGGAGUUGUCAUUUCUGCUACUAUUCCAAUCAUAGGCCUUUGGCAAGCAUAGGUGCCAUUUAUUCACAUUGAUCGCAGAAGUAUAAUCAUUUUGAUGUUAGCAUAGCUAUAUGGAAUUAAUUUCUUUCGUAAA